Ricinus communis (castor bean) is the source of this 2093-nucleotide messenger RNA. RefSeq names its product protein S-acyltransferase 8. Bases 419 to 1690 code for a protein of 423 amino acids. Gene Ontology annotation, molecular function: protein-cysteine S-palmitoyltransferase activity. The record is from RefSeq and is a predicted model, not a curated record. NCBI's taxonomy places the organism in Eukaryota, Viridiplantae, Streptophyta, Magnoliopsida, Malpighiales, Euphorbiaceae. Gene Ontology annotation, biological process: peptidyl-L-cysteine S-palmitoylation; protein targeting to membrane. Gene Ontology annotation, cellular component: Golgi apparatus; endoplasmic reticulum. The transcript has 5 exons.
UAAGAGAGAGAGAGAGAGAGAGAAACAUUCUCCAUUUCUCACACACCCAAUGACCCAACACACAACAACACAAAGUCCCUAAAUUCCAAAAAAAAAAAACUUAUAAAACCGCCAUCUCUCUCAGAUCGUUUCUCUUUCUCUCUCUUCUUUCAUUCAUUGAGUCAGUGUAAUAAUUUUCACCAAAUUCAAAAUCCCCAAAAACCCACCUCCGAAAGCCCCCUUUUUCUUUUCUCACUCUCUUUCAAAACCCACUGAUUUAUACUAUCGUUUUUUCUCUUAUUUCGUUUUUGGGUGUUUUUAUUUUUAAUGAGAUUGAAUUCAAAUGAACAGCAAGUUUGAAAUCUUCAACUCCGUGCCUGCGUAGUAACUGGAACAGAGAUAAUAGCAGGGAGUGAAGCGGCGCGUGUGGCUUGUUCUCAUGGCUAAGCGCGUUUAUGAAGUGUGGAAAGGAAGUAAUAAGUUCAUACUUGGUGGAAGGUUGAUCUUUGGACCUGAUGCUCGGUCUCUGAUUGUCACAUUAUUGCUGAUCAUUGUUCCAGUUGUUAUCUUCUGUGUAUUUGUUGCGAGGCAUCUUCUCCAUGAAUUUUCACCAUACAACGCAGGAUAUGCAAUUCUGGUGGUAGCCAUUGUCUUUACAAUCUAUGUGUUGGUUCUUCUUUUUCUCACAUCAGCCCGGGACCCUGGUAUUAUUCCACGUAAUUCACAUCCGCCAGAGGAAGAGUUCCGCUAUGAUUCGUCAAUGUCGGUUGAGGUUGGGGGACGACAAACACCGAGCCUUCAGUUCCCCCGGACAAAGGAAAUUAUGGUCAAUGGCAUUCCUGUUCGAGUGAAGUAUUGUGACACAUGCAUGCUUUAUCGACCUCCCCGUUGCUCCCAUUGUUCCAUUUGUAACAAUUGUGUGGAAAGAUUUGAUCAUCAUUGCCCUUGGGUGGGCCAAUGCAUUGGUUUGCGCAACUACCGUUACUUCUUUAUGUUUGUUUCUUCAUCAACUCUUCUUUGCAUCUAUGUGUUUUCCAUGUCAGCCGUGUAUAUUAAAGUCUUGAUGGAUGAUUAUCAAAGCACUGUCUGGAAGGCAAUGAAGGAAUCACCUGCAUCUGUCAUACUAAUGGCCUACUGUUUUAUAUCCCUCUGGUUUGUUGGUGGACUUACCGGCUUCCAUUUGUACCUCAUAGGCACAAACCAGACAACCUAUGAAAAUUUCCGGUACAGGGCUGACAACAGAAUUAAUGUCUACAAUCUGGGUUGUAUUCAUAAUUUUCUCGAGGUAUUUUUUACUAAGGUUAAACCCUCAAAGAACAACUUCCGGGCUUUUGUUCAAGAGGAGGUACCGAGACCCCCGUUGCCAAGCACUCGGGAAGUAGAAGCUGAAGAUUUAGGUGGGGAUCCACGUUCUAAGGUGGAAGAUGAUCUAGAGAUUGGUGAAGAUCUUUUGAAAAUCUCCCAACGUCGUAAUAUUGAAGAAAUUGAUGAGGACAUACGCAGCAGAGGGAGUAAUGGGCCUCCUCACAAUACCUCAGAGGUGGACUCUGUUCUAAGUUCAGAUCAUCGAGCUCCCACAAUUCGGUCUGAUACUAGACAUUCAAGUUGGGGAAGAAGAAGUGGGAGCUGGGAAAUAGCGCCAGAGGUCCUAGCCAACUCUAAUGUCACUGAAAGCAGAAACUACAGCACUCCUAAGGAACUGCGCCAAUGAUGAUAGGUUGUUUAUUGGCUGAUCGAAUAGCAUGGCGUCUACCGGGGAUGAUCGCAAAUUGUUUGGAUGCUCUCUUCCUAGUUUUGAAGGAAGUUGCUUUUGAUUAGAGACUUACAAUUAAUUAUCUGAUGGGAGCGAAAAUCUAUUCCCGGGUUUAGGCACGGGGGCUUAUGUUAUCUUUUUGGUGGGGGUUGCAGUCAAUAGGAAUGUGUUUGUAAUUGUUUGAGAAGAUAAGAGGAUGCUGUUUUCUAUUUUUGUUCUUUCUGGGUCCUCUAAAUUCUUAAACAUCUGCUACCUUGGAUUGAAUCUGUAGUGCUGGCUUUAUUCUUUGUGUAAAUAAUUACUCAAAAGACUCUUUAAAAUGUUCCCCCCAUUUCUGAGUGGUGAACACUCCUUUUCCUCA